Messenger RNA from Oryctolagus cuniculus (rabbit), 3421 nucleotides. RefSeq names its product high mobility group 20A (gene HMG20A). The record is from RefSeq and is a predicted model, not a curated record. Lineage: Eukaryota; Metazoa; Chordata; Mammalia; Lagomorpha; Leporidae. Gene Ontology annotation, biological process: regulation of gene expression. Gene Ontology annotation, cellular component: nucleus.
CCUCCGCUUGCGUAAUCACGUAGCCCUUCGCCGCAGUGGGACAAAAUAGUCCCUGCGUUUGUCCGAAAGUGUCAGGGUUAAUGUUUCGUUUUUCUCCUCACCGGGACAAUUGCGGUGUUACCGCGCUCAGAGUCGCCGCCCGUGGGGAGGAGGCGGGGAGAUUCGGUGACGAGAGAGAAAGGACGGCGGACCAAAGUGCUGCGGAGGGAUUUCCGCCCGGCCGUGAGGCGUCCGAGUGUGAAGAGUGAAGGCGACUGAGAGGGGCUGGAGGGGACUGUCCUCUGUGCCAGGGGCUUUCGUUAGGCCCCGGGCCCUGCCUGCCCGUGUCGUCAGCAGAGCGAUGGAAAGCUUGAUGGCCACUUCCACCCUGCCGCCCCUCUUUGCAGACGAAGAUGGCGCCAAGGAGAGCAGCGACCUGCCUGCAGCUGGGUUAGCCCACCCAGAGGCCCCUUAUGGCAGUGGAGCUACAUCAUCCACCAACAAUCCAGAAUUGGUGGAGGACCUCUCCCAAGGUCAGUUGCUACAGAAUGAGGCCUCAAACGCAGCAGAAGGCACUGAGCAGAGGCAUGAAGAUGAGCAAAGAAGUAAACGAGGAGGUUGGUCCAAAGGAAGAAAGCGGAAGAAACCUCUUCGAGACAGCAAUGCACCCAAAUCCCCCCUUACAGGAUAUGUUCGGUUCAUGAAUGAACGGCGAGAGCAGCUUCGAGCAAAGAGACCGGAAGUCCCGUUUCCGGAAAUCACGAGGAUGUUAGGCAACGAAUGGAGCAAACUGCCUCCUGAGGAAAAGCAGCGUUACCUUGAUGAAGCAGACAGAGAUAAGGAGCGGUACAUGAAGGAACUGGAGCAGUACCAGAAGACAGAGGCCUACAAAGUUUUCAGCAGGAAAACCCAGGACCGUCAGAAAGGCAAAUCUCAUCGGCAAGAUGCAGCCCGGCAAGCCUCUCAUGACCAUGAGAAGGAAGCGGAGGUGAAGGAACGCUCUGUUUUUGACAUCCCUAUCUUCACAGAAGAGUUCCUGAACCACAGCAAAGCUCGGGAGGCGGAGCUGCGCCAGCUGCGCAAGUCCAACAUGGAGUUCGAGGAGCGGAACGCGGCCCUGCAGAAGCACGUGGAGAGCAUGCGCACGGCGGUGGAGAAGCUGGAGGUGGACGUGAUCCAGGAGCGCAGCCGCAACACGGUCCUGCAGCAGCACCUGGAGACGCUGCGGCAGGUGCUGGCCAGCAGCUUUGCCAGCAUGCCGCUGCCCGGAAGUGGAGAGACUCCGACAGUGGACACCAUUGACUCCUAUAUGAACAGACUGCACAGUAUUAUUCUAGCCAAUCCCCAAGACAACGAAAACUUCAUAGCUACAGUCCGAGAAGUUGUGAACAGGCUUGAUCGUUAGGGAGUGGUCUCCACAGUCCCAGACGUUCUGUAAGUGUUCUACCUGCGAAGAGUGAGAAGCCACCCAUGGAAAUGUGAACUGAGUGGAGGCCGAGCAGACCUUUACCUAGGAAAGAACUGUCCGUGGACCGUCUCCUCCCCAGCAGCAUCUGGGCGGGCAGCUGGAGAGCCCUGUGCAUGAACCUCCUGUGGACCCCUCACAUGGGGGCCACACCCCGCCUCAGAGUGUGGCCAGCUCCUCCCGUCUCCAGGCUCCUGUCGUUUGUGUUCUGUUAGUGGGUCUCCCGCAGGGGGGACCCUGAGACCCACAUCUACAGCAGGAAGACAGACCUCCCACGUUGCAGUUCCCGUUGGACCCUCUGGUUGGCCAGCGCGGGUUUUCCUACCUAGCUGUCCCUUUUGUUAAUGCCAUGGAGGGGAGGGGUGCGCCUUCCUUUCCCCCACCCCCCAGGUUAUCCAGCUCCAUGCGCUGACCUCUGGGCUCUGCCGCUCCGCAGGGUUCUGGAGGAGGGUUCUCUUCUUGGCUGGGCGGGGUCAUCUCCCAUCGGGGCCCUGCUGUGACUCCAAAGAAAGGAACUCCUGCUGACUGUGUCGUGUGGGGCGCAGCUGAGUUCCCACCCACAGCCCGGAGGGGACGCGCCCUCUCCUCCCCAUGCUGCCUACUGUUCUCAAGCACUGCUCCCACACAGGCCCCAGGCCCCGCCCCAGCAAGGCUCUUGUCCACACCUGCGGCCUGUGUCUUGUGGGGCGCUUUGCUGAGGAAAAGGCCAUCAGCCAGCGGGAGAAGGGAGAGGAGUUCCUCCCUUGGUAUUGCAGAAGAGCCCAGCGUCUCUCCCGGUGGACGGAGUCCCCGUCGUCUUUGGCGUGGAUUUGGACGGGAGGACAGUCGGCCGCAGCAGUCUCGGGGCCUGACCCAAGGGGCACGGAGGAGCUCGGGCCCUCGUCCUCCUGCAGCCCUUCAUCCACGUCGGAGUGAGAGGACAGGCCUCCUCCUUCCCCCUCCUGCCCAAGGGGGUGGAGGUCCUGCUUCCCCCAGGGCUUUGUCCUUCUCUGAUGCUUGGGAGCACAAGGCCGCGGUGGCAGCUGAGAUCUGGGAGUGAGGCUGAGCCGCCGGGCCAGCCGGACGCUCCCCACCGUGGGGCCGCCUUCCCUUAGGCUCCUCCCCUGGUGUGGUUAUCCGUGCAGAGGAGCGCAGCAGCCCCAGCCUCGUGUGUGAGCACAGACCAGGUGUCCACGCUGACGCCCCCGUGGCAUCCCUUGGCAGUUGAUCCGAGUCAAGGCCCCACUGUGAUCUGCCAUUGACCUGGGCGGCUCUCCCAGCUCGCUGUGUUUGGUCUCAUCUGUUUCUGCCACUUCUCGUAGACGCCUGGCCUGCGACGUCCGUGCUGGAAUGCACUGUAACAGGACGUCCAAGCUGGUUCUGCAAGUCUGUGACUGCCUUCUGCCAGUGAUUCUCCUGCUUCCUCCCUUCCUCUCGUUUCUCCCAAGUGUGCAGUUCUGCGCAGCUUUGUCAGCACUGGUUUUGUGACCAGUAGAGGCUGUAGCUCGGCCCAGAGCUCGCCAUCUCCGGCUAGACAGCACACCGCAGCGACCGGGCACGUGCGCAUUCAGGAACGUGUGAGACCCCACAGUGUGGAAUGGCUUUCUCGAGAUGGGCCGCUUGCUGUGAAAACGCUGGCUCUCGCAGCAGCUGUGCCCUCGGCACUGGUGGCCGGGCCCCUCGGGCUCUGCAGAGCGGAUCUGCCGCGCCUCCAUCUGCACGCUCAGGAGGUGGGCGGGAGGGCCCGGGACUCGCUGCCCCCACCCCGCGUCACAGAUCUCCUUUUUCUCUAUUUAAAACACAAGGAGCAGCUGAGGAAGGGAGACAGUUUUUAUUUCUGACACAUUUUAGGACAUACAGUGGUGUCCGUGAGUUUGGGACUGCCAGGCUUUCCUGUAAAAGUGUUUUGUAACUGAACUUUUAAGUUUUCUUUGUUUUUUAAGAAGUUGAUAUGCUUGUCUGACAUUUGUCUCAUUAAAACUUUUCUAUGUGAGCUCA